This is a messenger RNA of Cololabis saira (Pacific saury), 3785 nucleotides long. RefSeq names its product leucine rich repeat and Ig domain containing 4b (gene lingo4b). Gene Ontology annotation, molecular function: protein binding. The transcript is spliced from 3 exons. Bases 291 to 2102 code for a protein of 603 amino acids. The record is from RefSeq and is a predicted model, not a curated record. NCBI's taxonomy places the organism in Eukaryota, Metazoa, Chordata, Actinopteri, Beloniformes, Belonidae.
AGUCAGUGCUCCCCCCCAGCCAACGUAAGAGCAGUUUGCAUGAAGAACAGAGAUGAGAGAAGGAUUGUGCAGCUCAGGGACUGUUGGCAACUCUGACACUCAGAGGAGAAGCUGCAGCGGCACAGUCUGACGGUGAAGAGUGAGAAACUGCAGCUGCUGCAGGCCAAACAGAAGGGCAUGUUAUUGACAGAAAAGCAUCUCCAUAGAGGACUUGAGUCAAGUCUGAUUCCAACAUAACUGCCUCUGGUUAUGAAAAUCUGCACUCCAAGACUGAAAAGGCAGGGGGUAAGAUGUUCGUGGAGUCAGUCGUCCACUGGGGGGCGUGGAGCAUCCUACUCCAUUAUGGGCUCGGCGUAUCUGCUGGAAACUGUCCUCCACGUUGCAUGUGUCGACCUGAGGCAAAAGAAGUGAUAUGCUCCGGCAAGUACUUGAAUUCGGUGCCAGAGGGCUUUUCCAAUGAUGCCAGACGUUUGGAUUUAUCCCGCAAUAGGAUUAAGACUGUGGGACGCCGCCAGUUCUCCGGUCUCCAGCAGCUUCAAGAGUUGGACCUCAGUGAUAACAUAAUCUCCAUGAUUGAAGUAGAGGCUUUCUUGGGCCUACAGAAUCUCAGGACACUUAGAAUUAAGAACAACCGUCUCAAGAUCCUUCCUGUCGGGGUGUUCUCAGGCCUGUCCAGCCUUCGCUUUGUGGAUUUGAGCCAAAACGAGAUUCUGGUCUUCUUGGACUACACAUUUAAAGAAAUGACCAACCUGCAAAGACUGGAGGCCGGUGAGAAUGACCUCGUCUUCAUUUCCCAAAGGGCUUUCGUCGGUCUGCAGAGUCUACAGGAGCUUAACUUAGACCGCAGCAAUCUGACCUCCAUUCCUACCGAGGCCCUGUCUCAGCUUCAGAGCCUGACGCGGCUUCGGAUGUUACGCCUGGCCAUUUCCACACUUCCCAACAAUGCUUUCCGACGACUCCAUCGUUUGCGGAGCCUCACGAUCUCAAACUGGCCGGCACUGAACAAUCUGGCUGCUAACAGCCUCAUCGGCCUGAAUUUGACUUCGCUUGUGAUAAGUAGCUGUAACCUAAGUGCAGUCCCUUAUGCAACACUCCGCCAUCUGGUGUAUCUGCGUUUCCUGGAUCUGUCCUACAACCCCAUCACUGUUAUCCAAGGGAACCUGCUAGGUGACCUCCUGAGACUGCAGGAGUUACAUCUUGCGGGGGGAAGCUUGCUACGAAUAGAGCCAGGAGCCUUUAGGGGACUGUCCUUCUUUCGCAUGCUUAAUGUUACUUCCAACCAGCUCACUACUUUGGAAGAAGGUGCCUUCCAUUCUGUGGGGAACCUUCAGGUGUUACGGUUGGACGGGAAUCCCCUCGCGUGCGACUGCCGGCUUCUCUGGGUGGUGCGUCGCAGGUUACGCUUGAACUUUGACGGACAUCAGCCCACCUGCACUUUUCCUGAGGCAGUAAAACAUCGUGAAUUCAAAGACUUCUCAGAGAAGGAACUCCCUAGGGUUUUCACCUGCCGCCCGGCCCGUAUUAUGGACCGCAGACCACAGGAGGCGAGGGUGGAGGAGAGUACCACGGUCCUCUUCUCCUGCAAGGCCGACGGGGAUCCAUUACCGGAGAUCACAUGGGUUUCAUCUCAUAAGAACGUUGUCACUCCAACGGGAAGGAUAAGAGUUUUACCCAACGGUACUCUAGAAGUGCGUUUUGCUCAAGUUCAGGACAGUGGCACAUAUCAGUGCCUGGCGGGCAACGCGGCCGGUAACGACAGCCUGACUGUGGGCCUGUAUGUGAAGGGACUCCCACGUAACAGGACUCUUCCUUUGUUCACAGAGGAGGGCUGGGUAGAGCCUUCCAACUCCCAAGCUGCCAACUCCUCAGCCCAAAUGGCCAAGCCAUACCCGUUUGACGCAAAGACCCUGAUCAUAGCCACCACCAUGGGCUUCCUGUCGUUCCUCAGCUCGGUGGCCAUCUGCUUUGUCUUCAUGUUUUUCUGGAGUCAGAGCAAAGGGCAGAUCAAGCACACGGCCACAAUUGACUUUGUUCCACGUUCUUCCGUGGGAGGAGGAGGGGAAGGAGGGGACGGCGGGAGGUUUACCAUGAAACUUAUAUAAAGCCAAUGAGGAGGUUUGAGGGGUCAGAGACAGAGACCUGUAUUCAGAGGCAACUUGAGAAGGAAAACAGAAGCCUCCUAGUGAGCUUGUGCCAGUCUUCUUCUUAUUUUGGAGUUACUGUAAAAAGUUACAUCUCAGCAGCCUCUUGUCUGUGGAAUCCAACCAAAUACUGUAUCUCACGAUCCAGAUUGCAGACAGAGCUCUCUUGUGACGAUGGCUUUGCUGCUCUCAAAAACCCAUAUUUUCACAAAGCAGAUGUUACCUGGCAGUGAUUUCUUUUAAUGGAGUAUGGAACAUUUUGGGGAAUGAUUCAAGAGCACAGACGGAUUAUAAACAAUCACAUUUCUAAAACAUAGUUGCUGUUAAAGCAUCCACAUCGUGCUAGCGCACUCUCUUUUCGUCAUUUGCCAGAACAAGUCAAUGAAACAUGAUCACUUUUGAAGCCAAUUCUGCAUUGGUUUUACGUAAGACUUGUGAAUAUGUGACAAUAAAGCUUUUGAUAUUUAAGUAUGGAAUAGUGUACCGUAUUGUCCCGAAUAUAAGACGACCCCAAUUAUAAGACGACCCCCUCUUUUUCAAGACUUAAGUUUGAAGAAAGACUUUUUGAACACCAAAUUCAAUUUUUAUACAGAAAAUAAUUACAGUACAUCCGAAACAAAUGAUUAUAACAAUAUAUUUGAGAGAAAAAGCAUGUUAUUUUGCCUCAUUGAAAUCAUUAUCUUGAAGUUUGCAUCAUAACUUCUCCUCAGCUGCCGGUUUACCUUCCGAACUUCCACCCUCUUUUCUCCAGAUUGUCGCUACAUUUCUCCAUUUUCUGUUAUCUCUUCUCUUAUUUUCUUCUCUUUUCUUUCCUAUACUAUUUUUUAUUUUUCUUCUUCGUGACAGGGGUUUGCUUUGGCCUGGGGAGUUCAGCAUUCGCUUUAAAGAUAUCUGUGUGUUGUGAAUGGGUAUAACGUCUAGACCCCAAAUGUAAGACGACGCCCACCUUUUCAGUCUUAUUUCAAUGCAAAAAACAACGUCUUAUAUUCAGGGCAAUACGGUACCCAGAUAAAUUCUUGUUCUGUAUCUAAAAUUUGAGACAUUUUAGAACUGUGUGGCAUGUUAAAAGGUUGCUGCAUUGGAAAAUACUUUCAGUUGUGGGUCCUGGGUAGCGGUGUCAACAGACUCAUUGAUCGCCACAAUGUACAUAGGAAUGUAUUCCUUUCCCAUUUCUUACUUUAAAUAAGUUUUUCAGGUCUGGCUGUCCUUUUGUUGAUUAUUAUAUUUAACAUAUGAAAAUAUUAGAUGGCAGUUUGUUCUGUCAGAGCAUGCUGUGAUUUCGUUUUUUUUAAAUAUAUAUUCAGGAAACCACUUUUUUAUUUUGUAUCCAAGCAAAACACAGAUAAAUGCGUGCCUCAGAAACAUUCUCAACAUGGACAGAGAGAAUGCUCACUAAUCAUCCUGUAAAUAUUCAGGUUAAGAAUGAUUUUUAUCCUUGCUUUAUUCUUCAUCUAGUUCUGAGGGUUAGUCGUCACUCCAACAUGCCACUUUUCUUGUGUGUAUACUGAACUGUGUAGAUGCUUUAGGCUUCGCUCAAGACAAUGCUUAAUUACGUCAGGUAAGGAGUUUGUAAAUGACGCACACACACGCUGACAUACGUGUCUGUUAUUUGCUGUAAAUUCGUUUUUUUUUUCAUUCUGUCAA